CAGAACGAUUGAUAAAUUCUACUUCAUCUCCUCACCAGUCCGCCAUCACAUGUACCGGUCUAUCUGACGAUUCUCACGCAAGCACGCUGGCGACGUUUCGCAGAUCCACAUAUAUAAGCACGUAGCACCACCAACACGCCAUCUCUCAACUUCAAGGCCAUGUGCCAUGCCCCUUUUGCCUUUAGGAAACCACUAUAAUCUAACGCAUAGUCGUUAUGUGAUUAAUCUAUCUUCAGGCAAGAGACUUGUUUUGUUUCGUCUUCCAACACUACCGUCUGAUGGCAAGAAGGAUGGAAAAGUGUCCAAGAUCUCUUCCUCUGUCGGUGGAUGGUCGUAUUAUGCUAUGGAAGCAGAAUGCCCACACGCCGGUGGACCAAUGCAGUCAGCACAUAUCGACAUUGAGGACUCUUCAUACAUAGCUUCAUGCCCAUGGCACGCCUAUGAUUUUAAUGUCGAGAAUGGGAAAUCAAGCUACGGCAUAAAGGCAUGCACUUUCCCCGUCUUCGUAAAAGACAACGAGAUUACACUAGACUUCAAUCAUGCAACAGAUGUCUCGCUCUCAAGCAUUGUUCCUGUCAGCGAACAAGUCAAGUUUAAACAUGGCCCUCGAUCUAAACCAGAGCAACUACCAUCAAUAUCAACAGGAACACAUUCAGACCAUGGAUCCGAUGCCACAUUAUGCGACUGGUGCGUCCACAUCCUCAAUACACCCGACCCAGAACGCAAGAUUGAACUCACUACGACACUUUUCUCCAACUUUGCAACUCGCGAAUCGACGCCGCACCCCAUGCCUCUUGGCGCAGGCAUAACACCCCCAUCCGAGCCUCCACGCGCCAAUCUCACCGCCGUCAAGCCCUGGGAGAUGCCCAACCCCGGCAAAGGCGGUACGCUCAAGAGCCGCAUAACGAUACUGCACGCGCUUGCGAACAUUGAGCAAUGGGCGAUCGAUCUUGCGCUCGACAUCUGCGUGCGCUUUGCCAGCUUCCAGACUGAGGCCACUACUCCGCAAGCGCUACCAAGGACGUUCUACUAUGACUGGUUGAAGGUGGCAAACGACGAGGCCAAGCACUUCUCGUUGCUGCGAGCUAGGUUGGAGGAAAUGGGCAGCUCGUUCGGUGCGUUGCCGGUGCAUCACGGGUUGUGGGAGAGCGCAACGGCAACGGCACAUGAUCUUCGAGCGAGGAUCAGUAUUAUCGCUUUGGUGCACGAGGCACGAGGCCUUGAUAUUAAUCCAUUGACGAUCGAGAAGUUUCGAAAAGGUGGUGAUCCGGAGAGCGUGGAAGUUUUGGACGUCAUUCAUAAUGAUGAGAUUACGCAUGUGACAACUGGCCACCGCUGGCUUAGUUGGAUCUGUGAGCAGGAGGGGACGGAUCCGGUGAAGGUUUUCAGAAGUAAUGUGAUGGAGCACUUCAAGGGCGCACUCAAAGGGCCGUUUAACCGAGAGGCGAGAGAAAUCGCUGGUAUGGACGGCACUUACUAUGAAAACUUGAGCGGCAAGAUUGGCGGUGGGCCUGUAAUUGCUGGUGGAUAGCAGACAUCUCCAGGCAUUCGGGUCUACGUGCCAGACACAUUGGACAUGAUGGAUGUUCAUGCACC
Molecule: messenger RNA, 1596 nt
Organism: Pseudovirgaria hyperparasitica
Lineage: Eukaryota; Fungi; Ascomycota; Dothideomycetes; Acrospermales; Acrospermaceae
Product: rieske [2Fe-2S] domain protein
Exons: 1
Coding region: 167-1531 (454 amino acids)
Molecular function (GO): 2 iron, 2 sulfur cluster binding
Source: RefSeq, a predicted model, not a curated record